Molecule: messenger RNA, 1134 nt
Organism: Plenodomus lingam JN3
Lineage: Eukaryota; Fungi; Ascomycota; Dothideomycetes; Pleosporales; Leptosphaeriaceae
Biological process (GO): secondary metabolic process
Cellular component (GO): nucleus; cytoplasm
Molecular function (GO): hydrolase activity
Source: RefSeq, a predicted model, not a curated record
AUGCACUGCGCAUCUGCGCCCACCUUCGCCAAAAGCUGCCCCGCAACACCCAUGACCUCAUCUCCACCCUACAACUCUAACCGACCAUCUUCAAUCUUUUUACUGAAUCCCUACCCGUCUCAAACCUCACCCAUUCUAUCACCAACUUCCACACUCUUCAGCCUUGGAAACACGUACAUGCCCAUCCGCCCUUCCAGCCUCCUCGCCCAAACACGCCUCUGCUUCCAACCCCUCGACCUCCACACCCGCACCCACUGGUCCAAGAUGGCCGCCGCCCCGCCCCCCAAGCGCCCGAUAAAAAUCCUCAUGCUACACGGCUACACACAAUCUGGCCCCCUUUUCCAAGCCAAAACCGGCGCGCUCCGCAAAACACUGCAAAAAGCUUUCCCAGCCGGCAUCGAGCUGGUCUACCCGACCGCGCCGAUCCGCCUCACGCCCGCAGACGAGAGCUGGCUCGCCGGUACAAGCAGGGACGCGGCUGCGGAUGGUUCGGGAGGUGCAGAGAACCAAGAGCAGGAAUUGGAUGCGUGGGCGUGGUGGAAGAGGAAGAGUUUGGGGGACCAGGGUGGUUACGUGUAUGAUGGGAUAGAGGGCUGUUUCGAGGCGCUGGCAUCUGUGUUAAGAAAGUCCGGGCCAUUUGAUGGCGUGGUGGGAUUUUCGCAGGGGGGCGCGGUGGCGGCGAUGUUGGCAUCAGUGUUGGAACCGCGGCGGCGCGAGGCGUUUGAGAAGAAGAUUGAGAGUGGUGGAAUGCCGUUCCCUGCUGCUUUUAUCCCCACAGCAGAUACAGUCUCGGCCAUCCAUCCUCCGCUCAAAUUCGCAGUUGUAUACUCUGGUUUCCUGCCCCAGGGUGCAUCACCAUACGCCGCCUUCUAUGACCCGAAGAUCCAAACGCCCGUCCUGCAUUUCCUGGGCAGCCAGGAUGUUGUGGUUGAGGAGAAGCGCAGUCUCGCGCUUGUGGAGGCAUGUGAGAAAUCUGGGGAGAGGUAUGUCGUGUAUCAUCCUGGCGGGCACUUUUUACCGAGUACGCAGAAGGCGAGUGUGAAUGCGUUGGUCGGGUUUAUCAAGGAGGUUUUGUGGGAGGGGGAGGCAAAGGGGGAGGAUGAAGGGGUGGAGGGGAUGGAUGUGCCGUUCUAG